CACAUUUUUUAUUUUAAGCAGUAAUAUUUAAUAAUAUAAUGAGUAAAUUUAUGUUAUAAAUAAUACAAUUUAGUAAGAGAAAUAAUACUUUAUAACACGGAGAACAGCAAAUGUUUUCGAGUGGUUGAUUUUAUCGGGUAGCAAAUUUAAAUCAAGUUUCAACGUAACUUUAAUAAAUAAUUAGAGUGGCAGUGAAUUGUAUUAUAUAUUUAUGUAUAAACAUACAUAAAAGUACGCGUAAUAGUCUUAGUGAUCAAAGUUUAAUACACGUAACGUAGCAAAGUAGAGAAAACCGGAGGUUAUACAUAACCUCGUAACAUGUCCGACGACGAGGAUUUGGUUUACGUGAAGAAGCAGAAGACUGUUCACUAUGGCUCGUUGGAGGAAGCGGAACGUGCGCGGCUUGCGGCUGCCGUUGAAACGACGGACGAGGAGAAGGAUGUCGCAGGCGCGAAUGAUGUCGCGAAUACCUCCAUCUCGGCUGGAAACGUACAUAUCUCAAACGAAUAUAUGGAGCUGGAGGAUGAGAUGUCCAAAGAUCGGCAGGCGUUACUGGAAGAGUUCGAACGUAGGAAAAAGGCCAGGCAGAUUAACGUUUCCACUGAUGAUUCCGAAGUGAAAAAGCACUUGAGGCAACUGGGCGAACCGAUCUGUCUAUUCGGAGAAGGGCCUGCAGACAGGAGGACAAGAUUGAGGGAACUGUUAGCCAGCGUGGGCGAGGAUGCUAUUAAGAAGAAACAUGAGGAAGAGGAGAAGCCGUCUCACACCAUUGAGAAAGAUACGGAGACCACGUGGUACCACGAGGGUCCAGAGUCUCUGCAGAUCGCACGAUCAUGGAUAGCAGCGUAUUCAUUGCCCAGAGCAAAGGCGCGGCUGGAAAAGGCCAGGGAGGACUUGAAACUACCAACCGCUACUCGCACGGCUAAGAGGCAGGAGCUUCUGAAGAAGUUGCAGGCCUUGAGCAUUUAUUGCUCCCAGAUUGGGGACACCAGGCCCAUCUCCUCCUGCCAGUUCAGUCCGAAUUCCAAAAUUCUUGCGACGUCCUCGUGGUCAGGGCUGUGCAAGCUGUGGUCCGUACCUGACUGUACCUUGUUGCGCACUUUGAAGGGGCACUCGGUACAGGUGCACUGUAUCGUUUUUCAUCCAAAAGCUACGAUCACUGAGGACGUGAUAGGUGACGGUGCAGGACAGACUUGCGUGAUGGCGACUUGCGGAUUGGAUGGCACUGUGAAGCUAUGGGGUGGUGGCAUGGGCGAGGAACCACUGGCCGAAGUGGAGGGACACGAGCCUCACAGGGUCUCCAAAAUAGCCUUUCAUCCAUCCGGACGAUUCCUUGGCACGUGCUGUCACGAUGCUUCCUGGCGGCUGUGGGACCUGGAGCAGCAGGUGGAAGUCCUCCACCAAGAAGGUCACGCUAGGGCUGUGCACUGCAUCAGUUUUCAGUGUGACGGAAGUGUCUGCGCGACAGGUGGUUACGAUUCCUUCGGCCGCGUAUGGGAUCUGCGUACCGGUAGAUGCAUAAUGUUCAUGGAGGGUCACUUGAAAAACAUUUACGGCAUCGAUUUUUCGCCGAACGGCUUCCACAUAGCCACCGCGAGCGAGGACAACGCGUGCAAGAUAUGGGACCUGCGGAAGAGAACCUGCGUGUACACGAUACCGGCCCACACCGACGUACUGUCCGACGUGAAGUAUCAGAGGAGAGAGGGGCAAUAUCUGGUUACCGCCUCGUUCGAUUACACCGCCAAGAUAUGGUCCAACAAAACGUGGCAGCCACUCAAGAUGCUGUCGGGCCACGACGGGAGAAUUAUGUGCAUCGACGUGUCGCCCGAUCACAAGUUCAUCGCGACCGGUUCGUACGACAGAACUUUCAAAUUAUGGGCGCCGGAAUGAGUCGCUUGAACGGUACAGAAUUCACGAUCAAUUAAAAGCGCGUACAUGCGCGUUUAUGAUAACGAAAGAAUUUUCCUCAAUAUUUUUUGUAAUAUAGAAAAUGAGAGAGACAGUUAUCAUAUGACACGUAAAAACGCCUGAUUUAAUUUUACAUAAAUUAUAUAUCGAGUCUGUGGAUUUUAACUCGCUGUAUUAAUUCGUAUCGCGAUCAUGUGAUUUUAUACGUCUCAAUAAAAAUUCAGUUUUCCCUGGAA
Ooceraea biroi (clonal raider ant) is the source of this 2144-nucleotide messenger RNA. RefSeq names its product U4-U6 small nuclear riboprotein factor 60K (gene U4-U6-60K). The record is from RefSeq and is a predicted model, not a curated record. Gene Ontology annotation, cellular component: U4/U6 x U5 tri-snRNP complex. Gene Ontology annotation, biological process: mRNA splicing, via spliceosome. Gene Ontology annotation, molecular function: U6 snRNA binding; protein binding; U4 snRNA binding. NCBI's taxonomy places the organism in Eukaryota, Metazoa, Arthropoda, Insecta, Hymenoptera, Formicidae.